AAGUUAGUCAUCAUAACCUGUUUUGCAGAAUAAUUAUAUUUUUUAGCAUCCCACAGAAUUAAAUACUUAGCUGCAGAAACCAACUAAGUAUGGAUUAAAUUCUACAUAUUAUGUAAUCGCUCUGUUCUAUCAAAUGGUGAAUACAGUCUGUAAGGAGGCGUUAUUCAGUUGGUUUUAACCCUAAUCUUCCAAAUUCCACAAUGAUUUAAAUUAAAAAGAAUUUGUAGCAACUUUUUCGGGUGUCAUUUGCCGAGAUAAUCAUGGCUCCCAUUGUAUUAGUAAUUACAUAUCUCUUAGGGACUGCAUUAGCAACAGGUACCAUAAGAGCUACUUUCACCUUUCCAGAAUUCCAGUACAAAGAAACCAGCAAAAAUGAGAUGGCAUUCCGAGAAUUUGAGUCAGCAUGUAAGCAAAGUCCUACAUGUGCUCAAAUGAGUGGAAUAACAAGAGUCAGAUGUGUGCGAGAGUGCAUAUCACCUUCCUGUUACCAAGACAUCUACCAGUCCGAUCAGCUGGAAGAGGGAGAAAUAGAUGUCCGCUUGAAUUCCUUCAAAGGAUGUUUCAUUCAGAGGGCCGGUCGGCAGCGUCCGUGACGUCAGACCCUGCUUCAGUUUGCUAAUAUUUUCUGGUAGACUCAGGUUUGAGAAGAAAACUGGUGGAGCACUGUAGCACAAUUUAUAUUGUGAUACAUUUCAAACUUAAACAUUAUUUUAUAUUUCUCUUCAUGCACAUUUAAGACAUAAUUUCCCCUGUAUAAAAGUAGCAGGAGCGUUCAUCAUGCACUACAGCAGAACUAAACUGAUAUAACAAGAACUGGUAAAACAAACAACACACAUUUAUUAAACUACUGAAGUCCCUUUUAUAUUUUCUAACAAACUAUUCAGUAAAUACUGAUAUUAAACAAUCAAGGUACCAAUAUAAUCCCUUCCUAAGCUCUGUAUUUACAUUUACUUUAUUGGAUAUGUUUCUGUUUUGUAGUAAUUAUGAAUCAGUAAUUAGACAUUGAUUCAUAAAAAGCAUUCAAAAACAAACUGAAUUACAAUCAGUUUAAAGCGAAGGAUUUAAACGAGAACAACGCAUUGAAAGAAGAGCAAACUGCUGUAACAAGAACUCUAUUUAAUAUUCAAAACAGCAACAUAAAGCUCGAUAACAUGUAGUAAUUAAAUUGAACAAUAUGGAUGACCAAGUAAAACAACUUGUAAAAUUUAUACUAUAAUAUAAAUAUUCAUAUAGUCCAAAGAUUCAGUGUCAGACAUUUACUUAAAGAUACAGUAUCUUUACAAAAAUUUAGCUUGAAUGCUGUUCUCGGCAUGUUAUAAACCAUAUAAGGGUUCCUGAGAAUUUACUCCAGAUUUUUAAAUAUUAAGGACAGUUCAGAAUAUCUUUUCUUGUAUCUUAUCUGUUGAUACAACACAAAUAAUUUGACACUUAGAAUCCUAAUCUUAGAGAAAAUAUUACAUAAAAUGUACUGUAGCUUAUUCUACUUGAUAUCAUAUUACUGUAUCAUACAAGAUCGUCUUCUCAUGAGCAUGAAGUAGUGACCACUGAUUUUGGAUUUUUAAGGUUAUGACUUUAAAAAUAAAAUACUUUAAAAAAAGGGUUAACCUAUAGACUUGUAGCUUCCAGUACAGAGAAUACUGAGCAGAUUUAAUGUUUAAAGCUAUGACCAUAAAAUGUUCAUCACUAAUAUUUUUGGCUGGCCAAGAUGAAUCACAUAUGAAUUGGUUACAUAUCUGAGAUAACUUUUAUUUUACUUGACUUAUCUUUCUGGUAACUCGACAACAUAAAUGAAUUGUAAGAACAUGUAACUACCGUAAGAAAUUAAAUUUUUAGAACUGUAAAACUUAUUGAAUUUGGGAAUGGUACAUUAAAUACUAUUACAUGUAUUUAUUUAA
This is a messenger RNA of Zootermopsis nevadensis, 1895 nucleotides long. RefSeq lists its product as uncharacterized. The record is from RefSeq and is a predicted model, not a curated record. NCBI's taxonomy places the organism in Eukaryota, Metazoa, Arthropoda, Insecta, Blattodea, Termopsidae.